AUGACUCUCAAGCCAUGUACCCAUCUAGUAGCUGUGGUGGCUCUGCACCAGCGCGGCGAACGAUCCAAAGCCAUAAUCUCGACAUAUUUUGGGAGAGAGUCGGCGUGGUUUCGCGCCAAGACUCUUAGCUUAUUCAUUGAUUUUGCAUCGUGCGUUGGAGAGAAGACUGUAUGCCGCACUGCCACCCUCGACCCCUUCGUUGUCAUUCUCCACUUCCAUAUUUUUGACAGCUACGUGCGCCAUGUAGUCGAUUCGACGAAACAUGAAUAUGUACACAAUUAG
Molecule: messenger RNA, 282 nt
Organism: Plasmopara halstedii
Lineage: Eukaryota; Oomycota; Peronosporomycetes; Peronosporales; Peronosporaceae
Exons: 3
Coding region: 1-282 (93 amino acids)
Source: RefSeq, a predicted model, not a curated record